AUGGAUGACCUCAAGACCCCUUACAACGAUGUCGAGUCGCCAGCUCCCAGUGUCAACACCCCGCCGAAGGUUGAGGAGGGCAUCAUUGAGGACUUUGUGACCCCUCGCUCUCUCACGCAUGCUAUCCGGAAGCUCACCCAGGCGGGCGUUGAGCUACGCAGCCUUGAGCCUGUGCCGCCAGAGCGACGGACUCACACCCGGUACUACAAUGUCAUGACCCUGUUCGGCGGGUCCUUCUUUUCGAUUCUUCCUCUCAGCAUUGGAACGACACCAACCCUCAUCUUCGGCCUGUCUUUCAGGGAUGCGGCCAUCAUGAUUACGACCAUGCAGCUCCUUUUCAUCCUUCCAACACUCUACAUCUUGACCAUGGCACCACAACUGGGCAUGCGCCAGUCCGUGCAGUUUCGAUACGUGUUUGGGAAAUAUCCAAAUGCCCUCAUCUCGCUUAUCGUCAUCCUCGAGAUUGGUAUCUUCGGCAUUCUUGCCGCAGUAGGCGGAGCAGAGUGCUUGUCCGCCGUCAGACCUGGCACACUCCCCGUGGAGGGAGCCAUCGGCAUCAUCAUGGCUGUUGCGCUUGUCAUCGGUUUCAUCGGCUACAGCGCUAUUCACUUUGUCUGCCAGUGGAUUUGGAUCCCUAACAUCAUCUGCCUGCUUGUGCUCGUUGGCUCGGCUGCUAGCCAAUUACAGAACCAAGCACCAGCAGCAUCCUCGGGAGCAGCGCCCUUCUUGGCCACGAUUUCAAUCUGCGCUGCAAACAUGGCGACUUGGGGAACCAUCAUCGGCGAUUACACUUGCUACAUGCCCGCUCACGCGCCCAAACUCAGACUGGUCGGCUACUGCCUGCUUGGUCUGUACGUCCCAUUUACGCUGAUGAUGAUCCUGGGUGCCGCCCUGGGUGGCGCCAUCCCCAUUGUGCCUGCCUGGUCCGCGGCUUAUGGGCAGGGCAGCCUUGGAGGUGUGCUUGGUGAGAUCUUGGUGUCCCGAGUUGGCAACUUUGGUCGCUUCUGUCUCGUUAUACUUGGCUUCUCCAUUGUCACGACCUCCGCACGAGACAUGUACAGCAUCUCUCUCUUCACCGUGGCAGUGAUUCCGUGGUUGAGACGGAUUCCCCGUAUCAUCAUCCUCAUUGUGGCAGCGGGUGCUAUGGUUGGGAUCGGGAUUGCAGCAUCAAGGUCAUUUCUGCCCGCAUUGAGCACGCUGGUCAGCAUCGCCGGCUACAUGACGGGCCCGACAGUGAGCGUUUUUCUGGUCGAGUGGUUUGUCUUCCGCAAAGCCGAUCCGCAAAGCUUCGACCCUGCCAUCUGGAACGAUCAUGCCGCACUACCGUCUGGUAUACCAGCAAUCUUCUCCACAGUUGCUCCUUGGGGAGUGAUUGUCCCUUCAAUGGCAACUGCUUGGUACGUGGGACCGAUCGCGGUACACACCGGGGACUUGGCUUGGGAGUUGGGUGCAGCGAGUUCAAGCCUGUUAUAUCUGCCGCUAAGGGCACUGGAGAUCAAGUUCAGGGGUCGCUUCUAA
Cyphellophora europaea CBS 101466 is the source of this 1518-nucleotide messenger RNA. RefSeq lists its product as uncharacterized. Lineage: Eukaryota; Fungi; Ascomycota; Eurotiomycetes; Chaetothyriales; Cyphellophoraceae. The coding region runs from base 1 to 1518 and encodes 505 amino acids. The transcript has 3 exons. Gene Ontology annotation, biological process: transmembrane transport. The record is from RefSeq and is a predicted model, not a curated record. Gene Ontology annotation, molecular function: transmembrane transporter activity. Gene Ontology annotation, cellular component: plasma membrane.